This is a messenger RNA of Pseudozyma hubeiensis SY62, 450 nucleotides long. RefSeq lists its product as hypothetical. NCBI's taxonomy places the organism in Eukaryota, Fungi, Basidiomycota, Ustilaginomycetes, Ustilaginales, Ustilaginaceae. Bases 1 to 450 code for a protein of 149 amino acids. The record is from RefSeq and is a predicted model, not a curated record. The transcript has a single exon.
AUGAUGAAGCGCAGGCUCUUUUCCGUCCUCGCUGGGCCAUUCAUCGCGCUCUGCAGCGUUCUAGCUGCAAUGUCGGAUCUUGACCGGCAAAACUGGCACAAAGCUACAGCCCUCUACAUGGAGCAUUACCCCAAACAAGCCGUCACUUCCCAUCGAACCACGCUCGAUUCUUACAGGCACAUCGACAACCUAGAGCUCAAAGCGCUGGCUCACGCACGAUCUAGCGGCGUGAUCCCAAUAGCAAACGUGCAGCACAGAACUUACUUUUCCAGCAUCAUCAAGCCAAACAAUGACCUUCACGGCGAGAUGAGAUUGGACGGGAAGGAUGCUUUUGCGUUCUGGAAGCACGAAGGCCACACUUUUGAACUGCUUCACGUUGAUACUGUAGACUCGUCCGAGGUAAAGUGGCCUUUGCAGCCGCUAGGGGAGCCGAUUAGGCGAUCCGCAUGA